This is a messenger RNA of Ciona intestinalis (vase tunicate), 3305 nucleotides long. The record is from RefSeq and is a predicted model, not a curated record. Lineage: Eukaryota; Metazoa; Chordata; Ascidiacea; Phlebobranchia; Cionidae.
GACCAUUUUUAAAUAAUUUUGAAGCUUAAAACGCAAAAUACACAUAUUUUACACACAUAUGUACUUCAUAACCGUUUGCUGGUUUAAAGGUACAUAUAUAACGUAUAUAAAUUGUCUAAACUUGCCACAAAUCACCUGGAAUUGCCACUGUAGCAUCAUCGUUGGUUACGACAAAUAUAACGCUCCAGUGAUUAUCUGUUACGCUAUGUUCAAUCAACCGUGUCGCAUUAUGAUCAAACAAUCAUCGUUAUGACGACACCGCAAAAAAGUAACUUUAUAAUGUUUACAUUUAUACACAAUUUAUUGCAAAAAUGCAUCCCUUAUGGUAUUAUUUUACUGCUUUUAUGUGUAUUUUGACCGUACACAAUAGCUAUGCGACCAACGUCAUCCCGAGUCACCCUAAAAUCGAACUUCAUUGCAAGCAAAUCGGUAAACCAGGGAGGAUCCGUCUAGUUUUAUUGAAACAAGCUUCACCGUCGGUUAUCCGUUGCGAGCUGUAUAAAAAUAACGCGAUGUUAAAUUUACAAGCAACUCUUUUUCAUGGAAAGAAGACCCGCCCUUCCAAAUUAACUUAUGUAACGUUUAAUUCCACCUGGAGCAAAAAGUACAGCGUUAUAUCACGUAGAAACCAGACAGAAUGGACAUUCUCAAUCGCCGAGCGGGAUUUCUUUCAUCACGUGACGGAUUUUGAAAUCCCAGUGACGCAAACGCCUACGUACGUACAUACGUCAUUAAAAUGGUACAUGCGUGUUAGCAUGUGUCAUCCCCGUGUAAACCCUUGCGCCGUGGUGACAAUGGUCAUCGUGCACCAAGCUACAGAUCACUUAUUUAAGAAGACAUGGGGUGUAUGGGUUCCUGGUAUUCCACCGAAUGAAUAUACAAACCUUGUAUCAUCCACCAGCAGUUACAUUCACACCACUCAUGUUCCCUGCCAAAGUGGAAGCUCUUUAAUGUUUCUUUCCAACACUACAGUUACAUAUAUAGCAGUUAGUUGGAAUUCAUUUCUUCCAAACUCAACAUUGUUCUACAAGUUAACAUGCGAUGAAACUGAUGUCUCCCCGUGUAGCAGCGUACAAGUCUACCAUGCAAUCAUCACUUCAUAUAACGUGAUGCUCGUGACAGAACAUGGGAUUCUGGUCUCCAAUUCAUUGGGUAAAGAAUGCUCUUCAUCAGCUUGUAACAAUAUUAAAUUUCACCGUGUUGGUGAUUCACUUCAUACAUACAGCCCUGUAUGGGCUGAAGGGAAGUUAUCUUAUACUCCCGUUUGCAUCAGGUUAACGUCUAUAGCGCCACUUGAUGGUGUUGUUCUGUUUACUUUCAAAUCUGGAAAUGGCAAGAAUGUAAUUGCUUCCUCCAGUGAGACGUUCAAGGUUUGGAAAAUUUAUUCAACCAACCUAGAAAAAGUUAUGGCUGUGUAUGACCAACAGACUAGAAGUGUCAUCUCAAUCCACCAACCCAACAACAACUCCUCAGUUUCGCAAUCCAGAAUGUUGUCUUCGAGAAAACAAAGAUUUUCUUCAUUUAGUUUUCCGACCACCGGACACGUGACUUGCAUGCUUAUGAUGCCAAACCAUUAUCUUUAUGCUGCUGUAUCGAACACAAUGUGGCUUUCCACUGAUGGUGGUAACAUGUACAGCAAAAUUCAUGAAUUGUCGAGUUCUGAACAAGUUAUUAAGUUAGUUGGGCACGGAGAUGAAAACUCAAUCCUGGUUUUAACGAGCACUGGUGCAGUUUGGUGGGGAAAAGCGGGCUUCCUAGGUUUAAAACAUCUGCUCACUGUCCAGAACCCAUCAAAAGGCAUGGACAUAACAUUUGAUGGUACUGGCCAUCCAGUGUUACUAAACAGUGAGUCAGGAGCAAACCCGCUGCAUGCAAGGCUAGUUGAUGUGUUUAUCAAGUCAGAGGUUUGCAGAUAUUCUAUAAGUUCGAACUUACAAGAAAGUUUAUAUUAUUUGGAUCUUUCAACAUCCUUUAGUUUCUCUGUGUCCGCCACCAUGAAAAAUGACAACAGUAUAAUUCCUACCGGGAACUCAAUGGUAUCAAUUACGAUGGGAAAUCCACAAAUCUUCAAGUUUGAGUUGAACGAGUAUCGCGCAUCCAAGUUUGUCCAUCUUGUGCAAGUGGUGUUGACUGCUCGUUAUAAUAUAAAGGGAGUGAGUUCUAUCUCGUUCAACCUUAAAAGUGUUCGUAGCCCAUGCUCGGUUACCUCAUACACCCUGUUGAUUGUAGCAGAUUGCCCAAUCUCAAAGCAACUUCACUUUGAAUAUUCAUCCCUGCUUAUAACUGCCAAAGAAACUGUUCCUGUUCAAGAUUAUGUGUCUUCUAAUGUCAGCACAUAUGAACUACUGCAAGAACUUCCACGUAACUACCGACCCCCUUCAUCGAUGGCUGUAGCUAUUCCGAUAUCGGGGAACGUCUACAAUGUUCACCCACAGACCAUUUCUGAUGAAAGGUUUAUGACAUACAGUUACUCAGCUAAACGAAGAUUAAAAGGAUUCUGCGAUAAUAAAUUGAACCGAACAUCAUGUAGUUGUACCUCAGCUCAUAAGUUUUCUUCACUUGAGAAAUAUUCUGAUUGCAGAGAAAAAGUUUACAAAGUUUUAUACGACUAUACAUACAAACUUAACUUCUCCAUGCUGCACAACAAAAUGCAUUAUACCCAUAAUGAGGAUUCUGAAGAUAUUUCCAAAUACCUUAUUUAUAUUGAGGAAGUGAAUGGGAGAGACGACACUGUGUAUUUUGCAAGUGAUAAUGCAGAUACAUUCUGUUCCACCAAACCAAACCAAGUUUUAUGUCGGUCAAGGGUUGACGAGCACACCCCGCCCGACAGCGAAUCUGCCAAGUUGCUCAACUUUCUCACCUCUGGUAAAACAAAGAGAGUUUUCAAUGCAAGUCAACUUUCUAUUAAAUUCUUGGGCAUGGGCCUUUUUCACUUCCGUGUGACAUUGGCAACCGGAUAUUCAUUCUGUUCGCUUCAAGAUGAGUUUCAGGCUUAUGUCAUCAACCCUCCAUUACCGUUCCCAACUGGGACCAUUAUUCGUCUCACUGUUUCAUUCUCAAUGGGAGCAGUAAUGGUGGCAAUCUACAUGAGGCUGAUAUUUAAAAAAUACAACAAAGAAGAUAAAAAUGUGGAAAGUAAUGUACAAAGUGUGAAUAACCACCACAGAAGACCACGGAUGUCUAUUGUUACUGAGGAAGACAUGAAAGCACUGAGGAGCAAAUUAAGAUCCAGCUUCCAAGCUUAGAUAUCUGUUUUCUUAUCAGAACUAUUGCUAAUUAUUCCAACAAAACACCCGUUAAAAAUA